AUGAAAGUCACGCUCAAAGAAUGGAAUGCGGUCGCUACCUGGCGUUGGGAUAUGCCCGAGGAUGAGGUCUGCGGUAUCUGCCGCGUCCAGUUUGACGGGACUUGCCCAACCUGCAAAUUUCCCGGCGACGAUUGCUCAUUGCUGCUUGGGAAGUGCGGCCACUCGUUCCAUAUGCAUUGCCUCAUGACUUGGAUACAACAAGAGUCUUCGAAAGGACUUUGUCCUAUGUGCCGACAGAGUAUAUCUACCCUACAACUCCAAUUACCGUCGGCUAACAGUUGGCUAGAAUUUGAAUGGAAACAGAACGACGAAUAA
Aspergillus nidulans FGSC A4 is the source of this 315-nucleotide messenger RNA. RefSeq names its product anaphase promoting complex subunit 11. Gene Ontology annotation, biological process: protein ubiquitination; anaphase-promoting complex-dependent catabolic process. Bases 1 to 315 code for a protein of 104 amino acids. Gene Ontology annotation, cellular component: anaphase-promoting complex; nucleus. The transcript is spliced from 3 exons. Lineage: Eukaryota; Fungi; Ascomycota; Eurotiomycetes; Eurotiales; Aspergillaceae. Gene Ontology annotation, molecular function: zinc ion binding; ubiquitin protein ligase activity; cullin family protein binding. The record is from RefSeq and is a predicted model, not a curated record.